Molecule: messenger RNA, 2758 nt
Organism: Corythoichthys intestinalis (scribbled pipefish)
Lineage: Eukaryota; Metazoa; Chordata; Actinopteri; Syngnathiformes; Syngnathidae
Gene: hdgfl2
Product: HDGF like 2
Exons: 17
Coding region: 16-1974 (652 amino acids)
Molecular function (GO): histone H3K27me3 reader activity; histone H3K9me2/3 reader activity
Source: RefSeq, a predicted model, not a curated record
UGAGCUUGGAAGCAGAUGGCCGCCGAGGGGAGCGGGACCAUGCCGCACAACUUCCAACCCGGGGACCUGGUCUUUGCUAAAAUGAAGGGCUACCCCCAUUGGCCAGCCAGGAUUGAAGAUGUGGCAGAAGGUGCAGUGAAGCCGCCACCUAAUAAAAUUCCAAUCUUCUUCUUUGGGACUCAUGAAACUGCAUUUUUGGCUGCCAAGGACCUUUUUGCCUAUGAAAAGUACAACGAUCGCUAUGGAAAGCCCAACAAAAGGAAAGGCUUCAAUGAAGGCUUAUGGGAGAUCCAGAACAAUCCACAUGCCUCCUACAGUGCUCCACCAUUGCCCGCUAGCUCGUCCGAAAGUGAAGGUGGCAACGCUAGUGGAGGAAGUGAAGAUGAAGAAGCUCCCGUGCCCAGGAAAGCAGAAUCCGCAAGUGAAGUUGACUCUGAUUCUGCCAGUGAAGACAGAGGGGGAGGAGUAAAGAGGAAGCCGCCAGCUACUAAGCGUCCGCCUCCCUCGAAAAAGACUCGUCACUCGUCCAGCGACAAAGAUGAGGAAAGCGGAUCCCCGUCAGGGUCAGAAGCCACCCCUUCAGACUCCGAUUCUGGCAAGAACAGCGACCAGGAUUUUACUCCAGAGAAGAAAGGAGCUGGUCGAGGUGGAAAGAAAACUGCAGCAGCAGGCAGAGGGAAGAAAAAGAAAGAUUCUUCCAACUCUGAUUCAAACUCAGAAUCCGGUUCCGAGAAAAAAGCAGCCGACAGCGACUCUGAGGAUGAAAAGCCUCGUCCAGCCGUGUCCGGUUCCGAGUCGCAAUCUGGUUCAAAGUCCGACUCUGAAUCUGACCCGCCUCCCCGGAAGGCUCCUCCGGCACGCAAAAAAGCUGCGGAGAAAAAAUCCACGCCGAAGCCUCGCGCUCGGAAACCCAAAGCUCCUCCUCCAAAACGAGCGCCUUCAUCGUCGUCAUCAGACAGUGACAGUGACAGCGAGCCCGACCGCAUCAGUGAGUGGAAGAAACGAGACGAGGAGCGACGGAGAGAGCUAGAAGAGCGGCGGAAAAAGGAGGAGGCAGAGGAGAUUCGGCGGCUGCGGGAGCGUGAAAAGGAGGAAGAUGAGAAGCGGAAAAGAGAGAAGGAGUUGAAAAAGGACAGUGACAGCAGCAGUUCAGAUGAAGGUGUCGAUGAGCACCCGCUGAAAAGGUCCAAGAAGCCGCCUCCGCCCCCGAUCCCAGCGCCAUCUGACUCGGAUUCUGCAUCACCUGCUGAGGUGAAGAAACCAGCCAAGAAGUCAGACAACCAAAACAAAAGUCGACUAAAUAAGGCAAAGGAGAGAAAGGAGAAAAAACUCCAGGAGAGGAAAGCCAAACGGUCUGAAGAAAGAUCCAGAGCCAGGUCUAAGCCUGAAAAACCUAAGCACAAACCUGAGAGGCUUCCACAAAAGAAUGUAGAAAAGAAAAAAGAACCCUCACCAGACAAAAAACUUCAGAAACUUCACACAGACAUCAAGUUUGCCCUCAAAGUGGACAACCCAGACAUUGAGCGGUGUCUACAAGCCUUGGAAGAGCUGGAAGCUGUACCUGUCACCAGUCAGAUCCUUCACAAGAAUGCCGACGUCAUCGCCACGCUUAAAAAGAUUCGGCGGUAUAAAGCCAGCGCUGCCGUCAUGGAGAAGGCCAGCGAGGUGUAUAACAAAUUAAAACUUCGUUUUGUGGGCAAAGCAGAAAUGGCAGUGAAACCCAAAUCAGACAAAGAAGGAGAAGACAAUGAGAAGGAGACACAAGACACAGACUCAACUGCUGUAAACGGAGACACACAAGAGAAAAAAGAUGAAGACAGAGGUGAAAAAAUGGCCGAAGCUGACGGCAACAAUGAGAAUGAUUCAAGUCCAUUCAGGCGAAGCCCGGACAGCCCCGAGCAGACGGAUGAUUACGCUCAAGCAAACAACAACAACAUUUCUGCGGACAUGGAGGCAUCCUCUGCUGAAAGUUAAAACAAAAAGACCCCUUUCUCCCCUAACAACGACUGCAGUGGACCAAGUGUAAAAAAUGGAGGACAGAAAGGAGCCAACGACACUGCAACAAAAUUACCACCCUCUGCUAUACAUCAGUGUCUUUGCUCCGGACAUUUGCAACUAUUCACACUAGUGCAGAAAGGAGGAAUUAUGAUUGUGAUAGGUUGGGCUGCAAAUAUAACAUCCUUAAGUUUCAUAAAUGUCUUCUCUUACAUGACUGUCCAGUUUUUUGUUUCUUUUUUAAGAAAAAAAUUAUACUGUACACAAAUAUGAUUAUCCCAUGCACUUAUGAACUCAAUUUGUGCAGUUGAAGGUAUGAAUUUUGAAUCUGGCUGAAUUUUCCUCUUCAAUACCUGGGUUCAUUUUGGCUUUUUUUUUUAAUUAAUAUAUAUAAAUGCUACAAAACAUCACAGAGCACCUGUUGUUUGUAUUAGAUGUUUGAGAUUGGUGAACUUGUCUUAAGUUUUUGUCUUUUUUUUUUUAUGUGUAAGGCAAUGAAAUUAGUUAACUGGUCCACUGACUUUUUAUAUUCGUUUUCACAUAUUAAAAAAAAUUGUGGCAUUACACGCACGCAUCGUCUUGCUGUCAUGUCUGAUAACCUGCGUGUUUGAUAUACUUGCCCUCCGGAAAUUGUGGCGAUCUUAUGUAGCUGUAGAUUUUAAUGAAACUCAAUAAUAAACAGUACAAAUGGCAGGUGGUGUAUGUAAAUAUUUCUAUUCCAUCUUUAGUUGAGCCUUUAAUAAAAAGCAUCUGCAUGGUUUUG